Molecule: messenger RNA, 654 nt
Organism: Clonostachys byssicola
Lineage: Eukaryota; Fungi; Ascomycota; Sordariomycetes; Hypocreales; Bionectriaceae
Source: the annotation of a GenBank genome assembly
AUGGGUCAGGCUUCUUCGCUGUUCAAGAAAUCCAGACGGAAGGUAGUCGUCGAACGCAAAUCGACGACGGACACCAGCGAUUCAUAUUUAGCCAAACCUAGCGGUCCUUGCUGUCUGAAAGGUACCAUUCAUAAAGGCGAGGCCCGGGGAAGAUGGGAGACCAUCACUGGUGUCGAGACAUAUAUUUCAGAGCCCCCUCAAGACAAAGCAAAUGGCCACGUGCUUUUGUACUUUCCUGACGUUUGGGGAAUGUUCCCGAAUGGGUUCCUCGUCAUGGAUGCUUUUGCCGAUGCAGGCUAUCUUGUUCUAGGCCUGGAUUACUUCUGCGGUGAUCCAGUCUGGAAGCAUCGGAAAAACCGGCAUGAUAACAGUAAUCCAGACUUCGACUAUGAGGCCUGGAAGGUCAAACACACCACGUUUGCUGAUAAAGCUGUGCCGAACUGGGUAAAAGUAGUCAAAGAGCGCUAUGGUGGUGGCAAUACGAAAUUUGCCUGCGUUGGAUAUUGUUUCGGUGCCCCUUACGUAUGUGAUGAACUUGCCAAAGAUACAGUUACCGUUGGCGCUUUUGCCCACCCUGCCUUCCUUAAGGAGCAUCAUUUUGAGAAUAUUCAAAGCAAGUCACCCCCCAAAACGCUGAAGUUAGCUCAAUAUUAA